CUCAAUAGAAAUAACCUUUUAAUUAAUAUGCUCGCCAUGCCCAGAUUGUUCAACUUUACAGCCUGCCUACGAAAUGGACUCAUUCUUUCCACAGGGCUAUAUUAAAUUAUUCCCAAAUUACACAUUUAUAGUAGCAUAGUUUUAUAAAAUUAAUGUAUAAACAGCGAUCAAAACGUGAGUGUGUUUUAAGUUAAAUAUGGGUCUCAGUAAAAAAAAAAAAAAAAAAAGAGAGAUUUAUGACAACUGUCGCGUUGUGUGAGUCCCAGUCCUACCGCUCGCUCGCCUUCUGCAGCUGGCAGUGAAUUCCCAAUGACCAUGACUGACGUUAGAGUGCUGACGAAGGCGGGCUUGGGCUAGAACAGGGACAACAGGUAUAUACACGGAUUAUUCCGAAAUCGCUUUGCAAUUACCUGCUAUGAGAAUAUGAAAAUGAAUUGAAACAAUGUUUGAGUCGACAUAUCAGUAGAGCUUUGGUGUCCUUGAUGACAGGACAAAAGGAAAAUAUUGAGGAUAGCCAAACGUUUACCGUUGAAGUUGGAUAUUAGCAAAAACAGUCAGUGCCACAUGCAGAAGAUGGAUUUUGGAGAAGUCAACACAGCCACAAAACCUCCAAUAGGGAAGAGGAUGAAGUCCCGAGCCCCUCCUCCGCCCCCGGCCCCCGAGCCCGCCCCCAGGAGAAUCUUCCGUAACGCUGUGCCUGAUGGGGGAGGCUCAGCGCAGGGCAGUAUGGGCAGCAUGGUGAUGGAGAACAUGAGGACCAGAGUAGACCUCCACAUCACUCUGCCUCAAGGCUACCAGACCAGCAGCACAGUGGACGGCAGCAAAGCGCUCAUGGACCUGUUGGUGGAUCUGUGCAGCCGGUACCACCUGAACCCAGCCUAUCACACCCUGGAGCUGCUGUCCAGCGAGGGCCUGUCCCUAGCCUUCAAGCCCAACAGCCUGCUGGGGUCCCUGGACGUUGUUGCCAUAAGCAUCAGGGAGAAAGUGUUGCAGGACAAAGUGGUGCGGAAACCUCCGCCUAAAGUGCCAGAGAAAACGGUGCGUCUGGUGGUGAACUACCACAGGAGCCAGAAGGCCGUGGUGAGGGUGAGUCCCCUGGCGCCCCUGGAGAGCCUGGUCCCGGCCAUCUGUGAGAAAUGUGACUUUGACCCGUCCCAUGUCCUGCUGCUGAAGGACAAUGUCAGCAACCACGAGCUGGAGCUGGACAAGUGUCUGAGCGAGCUAGGCAUCAGAGAGCUCUACGUACUGGACCAGACUUUUGUUCGUCAUCCUAAAAUGGCUUCUGCACCUGCUCUAAAUUACUCAGAAUACUUCCGUUCCAACACCUCAAGUGUCGGUGGGGCCGAGAACAAAGGUCUGCUCGGAUUCUUUAAGUUCAACAGAAGGAAAUCAAAGACUGAAGAACAGUCGCCUACUAUGGACAUGGAUGGUCUUGAUAAUAAUAUUAUUCAAAAUACUGAAAAGCACUACAAUGGCCUGUCCACUGUGUCCAUCGUACCCUGUGUGGAGGCUCGACCCAGCACCCUGGGCCAGUCCCAGUCCGUCAUGAACAUCUCCAGGAUGUCCCCCAGGAUAGAGCUUAAGAAGAGGCGGGCCCCCCCGGCCCCGGCCCCCACACCCUGCCAGGGCUGCUACACACUGGAGGCCUACCAGGUGGCUCCUGACUCAGAGAGUACACUGAGGAAGAGGAAGGCCCCGGCACCCCCUCCUACUCCCGCUACCUCUGUCACCCCAGCUCCUAGCACCCCAGCACCUCACACCUCUGUCCAGAUGGCCCCCUCUCCCUCCCCAGCCCCCAGCUCACCUACCCCCAGCCUGCCUGCGGAGGAGGACUCUGGCUCUGAGCUGAGCAAUGGGUCUGUCUACAGCAGUAGCAGUAGUGGGGUUGCCGCCGGCACCUCUGUCGCUGACACCUCAAUGGCCGAUUCUGAUUCCGCCUCCAGCAGGGCUGAUGUGUCCAAGCCCGGCCCUGAUUCCACCCCCAGCAGCAUUGCUGCCAUGGCUGACUCCUCCCGAGACUCCGCCCCCAGCAAGGUUGACACCGGCCCCAGGAGCAAGACUAUGGUCAAUGUCGCCCCUACCAGCAAGGUUGAAAAGGUUGACUCCGCCCCCAGCAGCAGCACUGACAAGGCCAAGCCCACCCCCGACUCGUCCCGCAGCACCACACCGGAGGAGACCAGAGGAGAGUCUGCUCUUGGCCUGAAACUAGACGAGACAGAGAACAACAGACACAGUGCCAUGGCUUGGCUGCACUCUCGGCGGCUCUCUGUGGCAGGACCCCAGACCCCAGACACAGAGGCGGAGGAGACUUUAUCCAUGGGCAGCAGUGGCAGCUUCCAGGACCAGGGCUAUGCAGCCUCCGAGGGCAUGGCUGAGGACUCUGGCCUGGUCAGCUCCCCCUCAGCCUCUGACACCACUCACCCUACCUUCCCAGACGGGAGCCUCUCCCUGGGCUCUUCUGGCUCCUCUCACCCCAUGAUCCAUCCCCUCACCAAGGACUGUUCUAGUGAUAGUGACGAGGGCUGUGCCACGUGGGGCUCCAGACACAGACACAGCAGUGAUAUCAGCCACAAUGACAAAGCAGGCAAAACAAAGGACAUCUAUGAAGAGGACCCAGAGCUCACCGCUCAGCUCAACCAGACUCUGGCUGAUCUGGAUGCUGAUCUAGCAAAUAUAAGUCACAUAGAUGCGGUUUCAGUGCAAGAGCACCCCUACGUGAUGUCCACUGAGAGCAAUGAUAUCCCAGUGUCUGUGGUGGAUAUGGAGGUCCCAGUCACAGCCAUAGAUGAAGUCCUGGAGGACUACGAGACACAGAGCAUGACGGAUCACCAAGCCACACUAAUGAGUAGCUCUCAAACAACAGACAAAGACCUGAACCACAGUCAUCAUCAUUCAAGUGUUGGUGGCAUACAGAACAAAAACAACAACGCCUGUACGUCUGACGGCUCCAGCAAAGUCAGCUCUGCUCAACCACAGCCCGUGCAGCGCCUCAAAUCACCAGGGAAGAAGCUUGCCAAUGGCACUGCGGGGAAAGACCGUACAGCAGUGGUCUCUAAGACUAAAGUGGAAGUUCAAAGACGGGAGUCCACUGAGGGAGCUGAGAGGAACGCCUCACCUGUCAACAGCUCUCCCGCUGUCCUGGAGAGCCAUUCCAAGUCCCCUGAGGAAGAGGUUCCCACCUAUAGAGGCCACGCUGCCUCCCAGUCACACAUGAAAAUCACCUGUAGCCCAGUCUCUCGAUUCGGUAUGAAGACAUUCACCAUCGUCCCUCCCAAGCCAUUAGUUGCAACCCAGCCUCAGAAGCCAGCAGAGGCCACGGCCACUCUGACAGCAGGUGCCAUUAGAAUUGACGAUCAGGGUAACAUGGUCAAAGUGGCCAUCGCCCGAAACAAGUUUGGCGGUUCCUCUGAGUCUGGGAUCAACGAAGAUGACUCCGUCUCACCACUCCUGGGGAAAGCCAAAGCCUUCUGGAGCUCCACGGAGAAGCAGGACACUUCUACACCUUCGGUCCCCACUAGUAGAGGGCCUGUCCCUUUCACAAAGACCCAGAGCCCAGAGCCUGAUGUCCCUAAAACCACCCUACGGGUCGUAGCCUCUGACCCACCUGCAGCCAAGGCAACACCUAAGGCCUCUGAACCUGUAGCCAAGAUGACACCUAAGGAAACAUGCAAAGAUGUUGUUGAGGUAACAAAGGGCGUCUCACAGGAAGCAGAGGGCAAGGUUCCAGUUUCAGAGAUGCCUGUGCAGCAGCAGCAGCCUAUGAAAUUGAACCCUGGUAUUCUCCAAGAUCAGAAGAGAAACCUUUCUUUCCUCAAGCCGUCCAGGAGAACAUCCAGUCAGUACAUAGCUUCUGCCAUUGCUAAAUCCGCUGUGAAGCCCACCAUGGCCAAAGCUGACAACAUCCAAGAAGUAACAGGAGAGUUGUCUGUCCCCGUGAGAAAGCCACCUGGCAGUUACGGCUAUCAGAAAGAGGGUCGAUCCUUUCAUGUAAAUCCACAGCGGUCCUCUGGUACAUCUACUAAUGUACCAGUGAAGAAGGAGAGCAGCUCUGGGUCUGUGUCCUGUCACGCCAGUGCUAAAUGUUACCCUGAAAACCUCACAGCAGAGAAACGGGUAGUCUCUGGUGAGUCGACGCAAGGAGUGGACCGGAGUGGUUAUAGGAGCAGUUCUACCCUGCGAGGUGGAGGAGGGAGCUCCAAGUUACUGGACUCUGAUACAGUAGCCAAUAACACUAAGCAGCAUGGGUACAACAGUACCGGUCCCAGACAGCAGACACCGAUGACACCCCCACCACCAGCACCACAAUCCCCCACUAAACAGGUACCUGCCGUCUCCAAGCCCUUGCAGGGUCCACCACCUGCACAGAGCAGAUCAGAGACAGUAGGUCCCAAAGGUCCUCCAGCCCUGGCAAAGAAGCCUGAACCACCGCAAUCGGCUGCAGCUGCUGCCAGCAAUGACCUCCCAGAGCCCCAGCAGGUCAGUCUGUUUGGGCCGGUGAAGAAGUUCAAACCUGUGAUCAUGAAGUCGGUCCAGAUGGACACGUCGCUACACACCACUCUGAUGUCGGCCAUCCAGUGUGGGGAUGGGAAGGAGAGGUUCAGAAAGAUAUCGGACUCAAGUGCAAGCAGCACUUUGAAGAAAUCGUUCUUUGUUGAGGAAGAGAAUGAGCGAUGUGCGCUACUGGCAGCCAUUAGAGGCCAAAGUAACUCUGCAGGGCUAAAGAAGACCAUAUCCCAGGCUGCAGAGGAGCUUGACAAGUUCAGGAAGACCGAGGAGGAGAACAGAACUCUGUGUGAUGCCUUCCCUGCCAUGCCUCUCCCUCCUCCAUUUGUGCCUCCGCCACCUCCACCCCCCUCUAUGCUCCCUCCUCCUCCUCCUCCUCCUCCUCCUGGCCCUCCCUCCACUCAGCCCAAGCCCACUAUGAUGGGGGUGCCCCUGGGGACUGGGGGGAAUCCCGCUCUGGCCCGGGAUGCAAUGCUGGAGGCCAUCCGAUCUGGCUCUGCAGCUGAGCGCCUGAAGAAGAUAGAGAAAAUGGAGGUGAUCACAAAUUACCCAUUGUGCAUGCACUCAUAUGGGAACUCACCAGCCAGGUCAAUGCCCCGACAAAAACAGUUCAAGUGAACGGUAGACUUGGUACUAUACACGCAGCAUCAUCCCUCUCACAAGGACAAUAAAGAAUCUUCCAGAAUGAUUCCAGAACAUCUUGCAAACCGUCUGAUUAGAAUCGUCAUAGGCAGCCAAAUAAUAUAUGUUAUCUUUCACCUUAAUUUAUCACUGUCCUUGUGUAUAUGUAUCCAGUUAUUUGUACUUGAAUAGUUGCAAUAACUGGAAAGAUGAAUCACUGUACAAAAGCAUGUGCCAAUAACUUUUGUUGCUUUGGAAUAUUUAAUAGCUGCUCUUGCUAAUAAUAAUAAUAAUAAUAAUCUUAGGAAAUUAUUUUUGUUCUUUUAUUUUUUUAAACUUUUUAAUACUAGUCCCCAUGGAACUGAUAACUCAUGCUGUCUUACUGUCAGUUAUAUUUGAUUAUUACAUAUUAUAUAUUCCAUGUCGUAGGAUGCAGUGGAUCAGACUCCUUGAUAUAGUGCAAUGAGUAACACCGGCCAAGCAUGAGGAAAAUUUGGCUCCAAGGGACUCUCCUCUCCAGGUGGUGAUUAUGGAUGUAUCCCAAAUGGCAUGCUAUGCCCUAAAUAGUACACUACUUUUGACCAAAGCCCUAUGGGCCCUGGACAAAAGUAGUGCACUAUAUAGGGAAUAGGGUACCAUUUGGAACGCAUGACCAUUUGGAACGCAUAGUUUAUUUAGCAAAGCUCUGGGUUUUUAGAUCUCAUCUAUGCUGCUGUUCAACCUUUACAUGUUUUUAUUCUUUGAUUUAUAAUGCCUCUUAAUAUAUUUAUUUUGAUCUUCAGAGAAAAGAUUACUAACAUAUCCUUUCUUGACAUUACAAAAUAAUUUUUGAAGCAUUUCUGUUUGUGUAACUAUUGGUGAAUAAUAUCACCAUGACUUUACCAUGAUUAGUUUACUAAUCAAUAGAUAUAUGAGUAACGAACAAGAGGUAUGGGCUGUUACUCCAUUUUCAGAAAAAAAGUCUGAUAACUAUUUGCUAUGAUUUGAUUGUUUAUUUAAUCACAAAGUGUUCCAUGUUGUUUGCAUGGGGCUCCAGUGCACAGCUUUUUGUUGUUGUAUUCAACAGUAGAUGUGAUGUGCAGUACUGUACAUGAGCUUGUCUCUCUAGACGUUUUAUGGCAUUACUAUUGUAGUUGAAAGAAAGCAAAAGUGAAUAUUAUAAUAUAUUUUAUAAAUGAAGUACUAUCAAUAUUGAUCAGAAUGACUGAAUGAUAGACUUAAAGGGCCACCCAGUGUAAAGCAUGAAAAUAGGGACCACAAGAUUCUAGACUGGUCUGUCAAAAGAUGGAUUCAUAGGUUGUCCAGUUCCUUAAAAUUCAGUUUAGAUGUUUACUUAUGUUCUAGAUCAGGGGUACUCAACUCUUACCCUACGAGGUCUGGAGACUGCUGGUUUUCUGUGUUAUCUGAUAAUGAAUUGCACCCACCUGGUGUCCCAGGUCUAAAUCAGUCACUGAUUAGAGAGUUCCUUUGUUUUUUUCCAUUGUUCCUGUCUUCGAGGUCCCAAGUUGAGUUUGAGGCUAGAAAGUUGUAUAUUUUGUAAACUACAGAUCAAUUAUUACAGUAAUAAACUGUUGUUAAAAUUGGAAAUAAACAGAAUAAUAUGAAUCCAAUAAAAUUGAGUUUUAUAAGCUGUUGCUUUUUUAUGUUUUUGGAAGAAUUUUACAUUUUAUUUGAUCUGCAAAUUAUAUAUUUUUUUCAAUAAAUGAUUUUUGUAACCAUG
This is a messenger RNA of Salmo salar (Atlantic salmon), 6844 nucleotides long. RefSeq names its product protein cordon-bleu. Lineage: Eukaryota; Metazoa; Chordata; Actinopteri; Salmoniformes; Salmonidae. Gene Ontology annotation, biological process: actin filament network formation; actin filament polymerization. Gene Ontology annotation, cellular component: neuronal cell body; axonal growth cone; actin filament. Gene Ontology annotation, molecular function: actin monomer binding. The record is from RefSeq and is a predicted model, not a curated record.